This is a messenger RNA of Ceraceosorus bombacis, 624 nucleotides long. Lineage: Eukaryota; Fungi; Basidiomycota; Exobasidiomycetes; Ceraceosorales; Ceraceosoraceae. The record is from the annotation of a GenBank genome assembly.
AUGCAGACCACUUUCAACGACAAGAUCCCUACGGAAGAGGAGAGGAUUAAGCAGAACAAGGAGCGCGCACAAGCUGGCGAGCCUCAGUUGCCCGGAUCUGCUGGUCGUCAGACCGUCGCAGACAAGGACCCGAGCCGUGAGUCAUUGGGGGGCCCUUCAAGAGCUGAGCCCAACGUUCUCGCACAAUGUGAUGCGGCGCAAUCAUUCUUCACGAGCGAUGCAGCUCUGAUGUACAGUCCGCCCAAUGAUUGAGAGCCUCUGGCUACAUCUGCGUCAAUCUCAAAACGGUCCUGUCCUCUCUCCCAAAGGCCUGGGCGCGUGCACAGCCUCGCCAAGCCGUCACGAGCUGACUCGCGACCUCUUCACCUUCGCACAGAGCACGAUGCCACCACUGGCGGACCGGGCAGCGAGGGUCCCGCUCCAGUGACCAAGCCUCAAGUCUAAGUGCAAUGGGACACGAACAGAGGUGCCUUUGUGAGUAUCCACGAGCUACCUGCGCGAAGUUUGCGGCGAGCGAGUGACGUCGUGCGCUGAAGUACCGAAUUGAUGGUCAUGAUCCCCUUGCUUCUCGCAGAUGUACCUGCGUAUCAUCCAUCUGUCGCCUCGAUACGAAGCAUAGCAUAG